Mya arenaria is the source of this 711-nucleotide messenger RNA. RefSeq lists its product as uncharacterized. The coding region runs from base 1 to 711 and encodes 236 amino acids. Gene Ontology annotation, molecular function: sulfotransferase activity. The record is from RefSeq and is a predicted model, not a curated record. Gene Ontology annotation, cellular component: cytoplasm. Gene Ontology annotation, biological process: sulfation. NCBI's taxonomy places the organism in Eukaryota, Metazoa, Mollusca, Bivalvia, Myida, Myidae. The transcript is spliced from 5 exons.
AUGUCAAGUGGAGCAGAAACUCUACAUGUAAGCCUCGAUGCUAAAACCACCUCGAAGUCAGAGCUACCUCGGUUUGUGCUUUCUAGGAGGGUGUACAAAGGGGUUGAGAUGCUGGAAAAUGAGGUUGAACAAAUCGAGGUUAUGGGCACCAGAACAGACGAUAUCUGGGUUUGCAGCCAUCCACGUUCAGGAACAACGUUGACACAGGAAUUGUCCUUUCUGAUUGAAACACUGGAUUUUGAAAAGGCUCAAAGUGUUUAUCUGGAUGAUAGAUUCCCAAUGAUUGACAUCUUAGACGAUCGUUUCCCUUUUUACAGAGGUGUAAAGUUUAUUGAGGAGAUGUCAUCUCCGCGGUUUAUUAAAAGCCAUCUUCCAUAUUUCUUGCUUCCCGAACAACUGCGUCAGGGAAAAGGCAGGGAUCUAGCCGGACACGUACGAAAAAUAGCAGCGUUUCUGAACAAGAAGCUUUCUGAUGAUGACGUGGACCGGAUAUGCAAACAUUGUCACGUGGACCGCAUGCGCACUGACGACAAAGUGAACAUGUCUUACUGGCGGAACAUAAAACAGAUAAAUGAUGAUGCUGAUGGUGGAUUCAUAAACAAGGGUAAAGCAGGCGUGUGGAAGGACCUCCUGACUCCGGAUAUAGUUGAAAAGAUUGACGUCAUGUUGAAGGAACUCGAUGGAACGGGGCUUGUGCUAAGGGAACAUUAG